GAGGUGCGCAGGCGCGGUGCGAGCUCUGCGAUUCGGGCCAUGGCGCGGGCGGGUGCCCCUGAAGUGAUCCGGGCAGCGCAGAAGGACGAGUACUACCUGGGAGGCCUGCGGAGCGCGGCGGGUGAAGCGCUGCACAGCCUAGCGGGUGCAAAGAAAUGGCUGGAAUGGAGGAAAGAGAUCGAGUUGCUCUCGGACAUAGCCUACUUUGGCCUCACCACAAUUGCAGGCUACCAGACCCUUGGGGAGGAGUACGUUGGGAUCAUCCAAGUGGACCCAUCCCAGCAGCGUGUGCCCUCCAGGCUCCGCCGUGCAGCGCUGGUUGCACUGCAUGCUGUCUUGCCCUACCUGCUAGACAAGGCACUGCUGCCCCUGGAGCAGGAGCUGCAAGCCGAUGGCGAUGCUCCCCGGGCUUCACAGGGCAGUCUGCUACCUGGAGGACGCAGCCGAUCAGGGGCACGGCGCUGGGUGCGUCACCACGCAGCCACCCUGACUGAACAACAGAGGAAGGCCCUCCAGCGGGCAGUCUUCAUCCUGAGACAGGGCUUCGCCUGCCUCCAUCGGCUCCACGUGGCUUGGUUUUAUAUUCAUGGUACCUUCUACCACCUGGCCAAGAGACUAGCAGGGAUCACGUAUCUCCGCACUCGUCGCCUGCCUGGAGAGGACCAGAAGGCUCGCACUAGCUACGGACUGCUGGGGCUGAUCUCCCUCUUGCAUCUGGUGCUGUCCAUGGGGCUGCGGUUGUACAGCUUCAGGCAGAAGCAGCGAGCCAGGAAGGAGUGGCGGCUGCACCGCAAUCUAUCCCACCGCAGGAGUUCCCUUGAAGACAGAGCCGUGUGCAGAACCCCACUCUGCACCCUAUGCUUAGAGGAACGAAGACACUCCACGGCCACACCUUGUGGCCAUCUCUUCUGCUGGGAGUGCAUCACCGAGUGGUGCAACACCAAGACAGAAUGUCCCCUGUGCCGGGAGAAGUUUCCACCUCAGAAGCUGGUCUACCUGAGACACUACCGCUGACAGCUCCAAGAAGUGGAUGGAACUCAUGGAAGAGUUUCUCCUCAGAACUGUGGCUGCACAGAAAUAUAAAACCUCCACACCGUUCUUUUGUCACAUAAGCUACUACAGUUACCUGGAAAAAAGGGGGGGUCAGGUACAAGUGGGGAAAAUUCAGUAUGGGGGUGGGGUGGGAGAGUCUGUCACAUGUAAUUUACAGCUUCUUCAGUCUCUGGAGAUAGUGGGCUUCCCCUCCCUUCCCAAGCCACACAGCUGAGCACUGCUUCAGAAGUUCAGGGUGUUUUACUCAGGCCUGUAAAGAAGAGGCCACCAUCGGGCUGAGGCAGGGCUCAGGAUAGGCUGGAAGGGAAGUAUAACACUCUGGGCUCACCAACACCAGUACCCCCCCUAAACCCAUGUUGCCAACUCCCUAAGAAAAUGAUGCCUCAGAGGCUAAGAGCACUGGAUGUUCUGCAGAAGUUCUGAGUUCAAUUCCCAGCAGCCACACGGUGGCUCACAACCAUCUAUGCUGGGAUCUGAUGCCCUUUCUGGUGUGCAGGCAGAACGCUAUAAUACAUAAUAAAUAAAUCUUUAAAAAAAGAAAAAUAGAAAAUGAAGGUCUUCAUCUUGGCCUAGCAGGUAGGGAGGGGGUCUCCC
Molecule: messenger RNA, 1647 nt
Organism: Mus musculus (house mouse)
Lineage: Eukaryota; Metazoa; Chordata; Mammalia; Rodentia; Muridae
Gene: Pex10
Product: peroxisomal biogenesis factor 10
Exons: 6
Coding region: 40-1014 (324 amino acids)
Biological process (GO): protein ubiquitination; peroxisome organization; cellular response to reactive oxygen species
Cellular component (GO): peroxisome; peroxisomal membrane
Molecular function (GO): ubiquitin protein ligase activity; zinc ion binding
Source: RefSeq, marked validated